AUGAAUAAUAACUUUGACAUUGGUUCUAAUGGUGCUACGGAAAAUGAAAUAACAACAGGGAUUACAAGUAAUGAUAAUGAAACGGUGCAAUGUAACUUAGUGAUGGAUAGUAACGUUAACAACUGUAAAAAAAAUGCGUAUGAUAGAGAAGUACUACCUGAAAAUACAAUCUAUGGAGAUGGUGCAGUACGACGUAAUAUAAUGAUAGACAGUAGCGUUGGAAACGGCCAAAACAGUUCAAGUUACAAUGAAAUAACACCAGGAAAUACAAGCAAUAAUUAUGAUGCAGUGCAAAGUAACAUAGAGAUGGACGGUAAUGUUGUAGACGGACAAAAUAGAGCAUGUUGCAAUGAAAUAACACCAGGAAAUACAAGCAAUAAUGAUGAUGCAGUUCAAAGCAACGUAGAGAUGGACAGUAAUGUUGAAGACGGUCAGGAUAGUGCAUGUUACAACAAAAUAACACCAGGAAAUACAGGCAAUAAUGAUGACGCUGUGCAAUGUAACAUAGUGAUGGGCAGUAACCUUGAAGACGGUCAAAAUAGUAAAUGUUAUAAUGAAAUAACACCAGGAAAUACAAGCAAUAAUGAUGAUGCGGUGCAAUAUAACAUAGUGAUGGACACUAAUGUUGAGGAUGGUAAGAAGAGUGUAUGUUACAAUGAAGUAACACCAGGAAAUACAAACAUCAAUGAUAAUGCAGUGCAAAAUAACAUAGUGACUGACACUAAUGUUGAAGACGAUCAAAGUGUAUGUUACAAUGCAUUGACACCAGGAAAUACAAGUAAUAAUGAUGACGCAGUGCAAAAUAACAUAGUGACUGACACUAAUGUUGAAGACGAUCAAAGUGUAUGUUACAAUGCAUUGACACCAGGAAAUACAAGUAAUAAUGAUGACGCAGUGCACUGUAACUUAGUGAUGGACAAUAUCAUUGAAGACGGCCAAAAUAGUGCAUGCUACAAUGAAAUAACACCAGAAAAUAUAAGCAAUAAUGAUGAUGCAGUGCAAUGUAAUACAAUGAUGGACAGUAACACUGAAUACUUUCAAAAUAACACAUGUGACAAUGGAAUUAUACCAGGAAAUUCAAACAUUAAUCAGGAAAAGAAGGUAGUGGGUGACAGUAAUGUUAAUGAAGGUCAAAGUAUUGUCUGUGGCACUGAUUUUGCACCUGCAAAUACCAGUAAUAAAUGCAAUACUGUUCAUGGUAACAUAUUGAUUGACAAUGAUAUAAAUGGAAGUCAGAAUGUUACAUGUUAUAGUGAAAUGACAAAAGAAAAAAUCAGUGAACAAAAUAACGACAGUAUGAAAAGUACAAGAAAAUAUCGACGAAAAAAGAGGCAAACAAGAAAGAAACUGAAAUACGUAUCUUCUAGUACAGGCGACAAUAUUCCUCUUAGUGUCUAUGCACAGAAACAAGCAGAAAUGUGUGAUACCAGUGAUAACGAUGAAACAUACGUUCCUGUAUCAAAAGACAUAAACUCUACAGACACGGAGUUCUACUCUGAUGUAUCUGAUAAAACUCGAAAAAACAUUGAUUUCAUGCAAACUGUCAAGGAAUCAUUUACACAAGCAAAGAAACGAAAAAAUACAUUAAAGCAGAAACAUUCUACAAGAAAACAAAGGAAACAACAGUCGGAAGAUGUGGCUGCCUAA
Molecule: messenger RNA, 1647 nt
Organism: Mercenaria mercenaria
Lineage: Eukaryota; Metazoa; Mollusca; Bivalvia; Venerida; Veneridae
Exons: 1
Coding region: 1-1647 (548 amino acids)
Source: RefSeq, a predicted model, not a curated record